UGCCCUAACGGACGAUCCAAUACAUUUCCCAGCACGUGUUUUCAAACUAUGUUGUUUCCCAUCUUAAUUCGAUACGUCAAAAAAUUAAAUUAACUAACGUAAAGCAAUGGAUUCCGGAAUGUGCCGUGUCUGUAUGAGAGAGAUGGAGAACAUGCUAUGCAUCUUCGAAACGAUGCCGCUACCCGGCGUUUCCCUAGCCACCAUUAUUUCCCAGUGGUGCGGCACCCCGGUUCUACCAAAGGAUACCUAUCCCAAGACCAUUUGCCAGUCUUGUGCUCGGGAUGCGCAGAGUUCUUACGAGAUGGACAACGUGCAGGUGAAAAAGGAGAAGGAGAUGAUGGUGAAUUGUGAGGAUGAAGAUUCGAAUCAGUCCGAUAUUCAACUGAUUGAGGAGGAGUUAUUGAUGGAGACAAUUGACUUGACGAACGAGUCACUUGACAACUUGGAAAAUCUAUGCCCCAACUCCAACGGGGAUGGUGGCAAUGUGAGCAAGACUAGCAAAGAAAAAAAGGUUAAGGUUCCUAAGCCGCUGAAGAGUGGACCAUAUAAAUGUGACAUCUGCCCGAAGUCUUUCAAGUUACCUGCGCACCUUAAGUGUCACAUGUGGGUCCAUGCGAGUGAAAAACCUCACAAAUGCUUACAAUGCUCCAAGUCCUACGCGCUACUCUCCAGUAUUAGGCGCCAUGCGCUCGUACAUACUUCGAGACGUGAAGAAGGACUCUACAAGUGUUCCCAAUGCCCCAAGCUCUUCAAAAGAAACUCUUCCCUCAAGGACCAUGAGACCAAGCACGCCAAAUAAAGCAAAUUCAAGAAGAACGACCAGGAUGGAAAAGACGAAUGCAACGUGUUACCAAAGUAAGGGGAUCUCCGGAAAGCGAACACCUCCAAAGUACCUUACAACGAUUAUACUCAUUUUUUGUCGAUCCGAUAUAUGACCGUUGGAAUAAAUAUUAAACCCUGGGACAUUGUA
Drosophila sechellia is the source of this 970-nucleotide messenger RNA. RefSeq names its product zinc finger protein 708. The record is from RefSeq and is a predicted model, not a curated record. The transcript has a single exon. Lineage: Eukaryota; Metazoa; Arthropoda; Insecta; Diptera; Drosophilidae. Gene Ontology annotation, cellular component: nucleus. Gene Ontology annotation, molecular function: zinc ion binding. Bases 107 to 799 code for a protein of 230 amino acids.